This is a messenger RNA of Drosophila bipectinata, 3880 nucleotides long. RefSeq lists its product as uncharacterized. Lineage: Eukaryota; Metazoa; Arthropoda; Insecta; Diptera; Drosophilidae. The record is from RefSeq and is a predicted model, not a curated record. Gene Ontology annotation, molecular function: endonuclease activity. Gene Ontology annotation, cellular component: nucleus.
UAUGUCCGGAAAAAAAGAUAAAGCAGAGACUCACAAAAACAGUUAUCUAUGUUUUAUGGCUCUAUAAAUAUAUUGAAAUUAACAACAACAGACAUUAAGUAGUUAUUUAGAGUCGUGGUCAAACAUACAACUAAAUUUUAGCUUGAAUUUUUCUAAACUGGCAACACUGCGGCUAGAUGUGAUGCACAGCACCAGCACCAAAUUCGCGGAUUUAGAUGUUCGCUCCUCUGCGCGCCCUGGAAAUAAACAAAACCAUAUAGUGGAAGUGGAGAGAGCCUUGCUGAGCUUAGUGCACGUGUGGCAGGAAGGCAACAGUCAGCAAAUCUUCCCCACAGAGGAUUUAAUGAUCGAGUGGGUUUCUGGCUGGCAGAGGCGAGUGCGAUAAGAGCGGAUAAGGCAGAGGGAAGUCCAAAUCUUCCCAUUACUGCGCAUUACGUUGUGGUCAAGCAGCAACUAACUCUCAAGAGUCGGGUGUCAGAGCGUCGAUCUACCUCAUAGAGAGCAGCAGCACCACGGACUCCAGCGCGAUGUCGACGGCACGCAACUCCACAGACCCACCAAGCCUGACCGUUUUGCUGGCCACAGCAAAUAUAAACGAUAACAACAACGGUAGCAGCAACAACAAAAACGGACGCAGCCGAAGCAGCAGUGCGACCAAGAACAACAACCUUACACCGAGAAAAUAUAUGGCCCCUGGCUCAUCCAAUUCCUUCAAAAUGUGCCCUCCCGGAAGUGCAGGAAAGACAGCCAAUCACUCCAACACUAACAACAACAAACAACUAAUCUCGAUCUGCCAGCGCGUCCAGUCGGGUCAAAAAGUCAUGAUCAUAAUGCGGGGACCGUCUGGCAGUGGGAAAUCCACUCUGGCCGAGAGUUUACUCCGUCAAAGUCGCCUCCUCGAUCGCUACGCUGUCACGGACUUUGUUCUCAGCACGGACGACUAUUUUAAAAACCGCCGUGGAUACGAAUUUAAUCCCACUCUCCUGCCAGCCGCCCACGACUGGAACAAGGAAAGGGUGCGCGAGAAGGCCGUUCGAGGCUGGAGUCCCAUCAUCGUGGACAAUACCAAUACGAUGAUCUGGGAGAUGAUGCCCUACGUACAGAUUGCUGUGCAAAAUGGAUACCUUCUAGAGCUGCUUGAGCCACAGACCAGCUGGUGCAAAUCUGCCAGCAAGCUGGCCCAAAAGAACAGCCACCAAGUGCCCCGUGAGAGCAUACAGCGGAUGCUGGAGCGUUUCGAGCGUGCUAAAGCGGAAGAUCUUGUACAGAUGCUAAAGGACACCAAGUAUACAGUGACACUGCCACAACUCCGACAAUGCCCGCCGCUACCAUCCGUUCCCGUUGUUUGUGCUUUGAAUGAAGGCGGUGCACCGGAACCAGAGGCGUCACCUCCGCGAGACGAUUCCAAAAACAUCAAGCUGAACGCCAAUGCUUCGAGCUGGGUGCCCUAUGAGCAGGGGGCGCCUUCCUACUGGUCCCAGACUGGUUCCAAUACUUUGGAGGCAGCAGCUCCGGCCACUCCUUCUGUAGCUUCUUGCGACAAAUCGUUGAUCGAACUGCUUCGGGACGAGAGCGCGUCAGGGGAGACGUCCCCAGGGGCGGAGGAAAGCGAAUCAAAACCGUUUCAGCGCCAUGGCCUUAAUUGUCCAAAUGAGCCAGCUGGCUUCGCCCUGCUGCGCCAAAUGUAUCCCAAUAAGCAGCUAAGUGGUCUUUGGGACCUUUUCGUAAAGUGCAAGGCGGACGUGGACUGGGCCGUGGAUAUCCUUCUCAAGGAAGACGAACUAAACGCCCAGACGGCAUCAGAUCCGUUUGGCAUGGAAGCGCCUCUAAGUCCAGAGGAGCUUGCCCAGUUUCAGUGCGACUGCCGAGGGCCUUCACUUCCAGCUGCACAAGCCCCCGAGCAGGCCCCACUUUCGCCAUUAACCACCAAGCUGGUCCCGAAGCCACAGCGACAGUCGCGCAGCAAGCGGAACGCCUCGACCAACAACAAGGAGUUGCAGAUUCAGAUCCAAAACUGUUUUGUUUUAGGCGACGACCAGUAUUCGGAACACACGCGCAAGAUUCGCGACAUUCGCAACGGAAUCCUUGAUCAGCCCAUUUUGUCUGAGCCAGAGGUGCCGGAGGAGACGGAACCGGAAGAGGAUGAAUGUGAGGACAAUACCUUGAUGGAAAUGGAAUUGGAUCCGAGUCUCAUCCAGCAGCUGCGCGCCCAGUUCCAUACGGAAGACGAAAUGCUGCCGUCGGAGCAGGAUGUUCCUACUGCCACCAAAGUUUUUGUGCCUCUCCAGCUGGCCAACCAACUGUACAUGCUAUGGCGGGAGGCGGUCUACAACCAACUGGAGGAGCAGCGGCAGCGCACACUGCGGGACGACGAGCAGUUCGCCCGCUUGCUGAAGCAUCCCGGCUACGCCGAGUGUAGUGAGUCGCCCAGCAAUGUCGGGGAGCUACUGGACAUGGAGCUAGCCUGGAGCAUCUACAACAGUGAACAGCUGGCCGCAAAGCAGACGGCUGAACUGGCAGCUCGCCAGCAGGCUCCCAACGAUAUUGCCACCCACCUGACGAAGAUGAAGCUUUGCGAGAAGUUCCCCGACAUACCGAGCGAUACCGUUUUAGAGAUCUUCGCGGCCACGGGAAGCAACUAUGGCCGGACAAUCGAAGUUCUGGACAGCAACGCUCAAAGCUCUCUCAGUGAGGCCGAGCUCUACGAGCAGGCUGUCCGUGAGGGUGAAAAGCUGAGUGCCCAGGUGGCGAUUGAGGAGCAGAAGCAUCAGGAAGAGCAGCAGAAACUUCAGAACUCCUUCGGUCAGGCACAACCCUCCAGUUCCAAUUCAUCCUCAAACCGGUCACCUCUGCUCCACGAGGAGGCCAAGUGUGCCGCUCUGCGGGAUUUCGAGGAGACUCGCAACUUAGCCGCCCACCACUCGCAGCUAAAGGCAGAAUGCUACCUUAAAGCCAAGCAAGCGGUGCAGCGCGGCAACGGAAGCGUAGCCCUCUACUAUUCGGAAAUAGCCAAACUGCACAAGCAGAAGAUCGACGUGUUCAACCAACGGGCGGCCAACUGCAUUAUGGAAGUGCACCGCCACACGCAAAACAAUCCGGAUCUGCUGGACUUGCACUACCUACAUACCGUAGAGGCGGUUAGCUGCUUGGAUCUUUUCAUUGAUAGGCACAUUACCGUCCUGCGCAACUGUACGAGGGUCUACAAGCACGUCUUCAUCAUCACUGGCCGCGGCUUGCACAGCGCCAACGGCGUCUCCACCAUUAAGAACCGAGUGAAGGCUAGGCUCGGCGAGCGUCGAUUGCGGUGGCAGGAGGUCAACCCAGGACUGCUGCGCGUCAAAGUGUUCUCGGCGUCGCGCCACUCCAAGAACUUCUGAUGGGGCGUUAUGGGAGUCGCAUAGGAGUAGGGACGAUGAACAGAGAAGCAAUUGUGCUACCUCCAGCCGAAAUCCUAAUUCGAUUUUGUACCAAAGCUUACAAACCUCGUAGUGGACUGAUCCUUGCUCUCCUAUCCUACCGGCUGCCUUACUUACUUGCGUAUGUGUUCUUGAUGCUUCGAACAACAUUCCCGCUUUUUCGGAUUUUCAGCCCAAUCUGUCUUUGUAAUUUAAGGAUUUUGUACUCAUUUUAAGUUUUUUUCCAGCUUCCAAAUUAGGAUUCGCGUCAAACGAGAAUUCGUCGUACAAAUGUUAAAGUGGUGCUGAAAGAGUUGCUUGAAACUCGAGUAUCUUCCAAAGGGAUAUCUAUAGGUACAUCUAGAUUACAUAUGUAUUUUUGUACUCAGUUUUACCCGAAUCACCACCAUAUAGACUUAAGCUAAUAGUAAUCUUUAAAUAAUCAUUAAAGCUUAGUUUUAGAAAUAAACGUUUUUAUUUUUUUA